This is a messenger RNA of Culex quinquefasciatus (southern house mosquito), 4880 nucleotides long. RefSeq lists its product as uncharacterized. NCBI's taxonomy places the organism in Eukaryota, Metazoa, Arthropoda, Insecta, Diptera, Culicidae. Bases 213 to 4547 code for a protein of 1444 amino acids. Gene Ontology annotation, molecular function: nucleic acid binding. The transcript has a single exon. Gene Ontology annotation, biological process: DNA integration. The record is from RefSeq and is a predicted model, not a curated record.
CGCAGAGUACAACCCUGCCGCGAGCGCAGUGUUGCGACCCUGUGCUGUCAGACACGCAAGAGAGAAAAAGUUGAGUUUAUGUAGAGACGCCAGAGAAUAAACAACACUAGUUUGUAGAAGCAAAAAAACACGUGUUUUGCUAGCUGCUAAACACAGCAUUUUGGCGACGAGGUUUAUCCUCCAAAGUGAUCUAACGUCGGGAUCGAAGAGCCAUGUCCGGCAACGGAAGUGAUGACAGUGACGAUGACCAACAAAAGGAUUUCCCUGGAUUCAAGGAUCCGGCGACGCAGGAGUUGCUGAAGCAAAUGGCCGACAACAAUGCUCGGCUAUUGCAGCUACUGGAACGGCUCUCAACGCAGCCGGCGGCACAAACAGCGAAUCCUGCGCCGGUCCAAAGGAGGCCGGAACAAAUCAUCGAAUCCCUGUCAUCGGUGAUUAAGGAGUUUUGUUAUGAUCCGGAGGCUGGCAUGUCGUUCGAUCGGUGGUACAACAAAUAUGACGAUCUCUUCGAGGAGGAUGGCAAAGAGCUCAACGAUGCGGCGAAGAUUCGACUUCUUCUUCGUAGCUUGAGUGUUCCUGUGCACGAAAAGUUUUUGAGCUAUCUUUUGCCAAAGCACCCACGCGACUACAAGUUCAAGGAGGUGGUAGACAAGCUGAAGGCCAUUUUCGGAGUUAACAGAUCCCUGUUCAGCAAGCGUUACGAUUGCCUUCGACUGGCCAAGAGCGACGCCGAUGACUACAUCACGUUUGCCUCGCUUGUGAAUCGACACUGCGAGGAAUUUGAGCUGCCGCAAUUGAAAAUCGACCAGUUCAAAGCGCUGGUGUUCAUUUGUGGUCUGCAGUCAUCUAAGGAAGCCGAAGUACGAACCAGACUUCUGUCUAAGCUGGAAGCGGAAGGAGCUACAGAGAUCAACUUGGAGGCGCUCAUUACCGAGUGUCAGCGUUUGUCGAAUCUUAAACACGACACCGCGCUGGUGGAAAAUCCGCAAUCCGCAGUGGUUCAAGCCGUCACGUCGCAGCAGCCGCCCGCUUCGGUUCAAGCUGUAGCAGCUCACCAGCGGCACAGGUCGCCGAAGCCAAGCACAGCGGAAGUCGCGAAACACCCAGCAGAAGCAGUACCACCGUCACCUUGCUGGCAGUGUGGAGCAAUGCACUUCGUAAAGGAGUGCCCUUACACCGAACACACGUGCAGGCAGUGCCACAAGCAAGGGCACAAGGAAGGAUACUGCAACUGCGUAAACAGAACCAGCAGUUCAGGACAAAGUGACUCCAACAAGCAAUUCCGGAAGCAGAAAAAGAAACCGGCGCAGUCGAACCAUGUCCACGUAAUCAACAACAUUGGCAACCGCAGAAAAUACGUAACUACUCGUAUCAACAACAACGUGGUUAAACUACAGCUGGACUGUGGAUCGGACAUCACAGUCAUUUCGGAGCAAUCCUGGCAGAUCUGUGGAUCUCCUGCGCUCGUUCCGACUCUGCACCGGGCCAACACAGCUUCGGGUCAGCCGUUACCGAUCGUCGGUGAAUUCAACUGCGCUAUGAAGAUUGGGGAGGAAUCGCGGACCGGAGUUUGCUACGUCACGUCGGUGAAAGGACUCAACUUGCUGGGCCUUGACUUCAUUGACUCGUUCGACCUCUGGAGCAAACCGCUGACUACCGUUUGCAAUCAGGUAAAUCGUUCCAAUUUGAUCAAUCCUGCUAGCCGGUACCUCACCCGAUUUCCUGAAGUUUUCAGUGACACGCUGGGGCACUGCACCAAAACUAAAGUGAAACUUUACCUCAAGGCUGACGCACAACCCGUGUUCCGGCCAAAGCGACCGGUGCCGUUCCAUGCCGUUGAGUUGAUCGAUGCCGAGCUGGACCGGUUACAACAACUGAACAUCAUCACGCCAGUAGAUUAUGCUGACUGGGCUGCUCCAAUUGUCUCGGUCAGGAAACCAGGAGGUAAAAUCCGGAUAUGUGCGGAUUACUCAACUGGCCUGAACGCGGUGCUGGAAUCGCACCACUACCCGCUGCCAACGCCAGACGACAUCUUCUCGAAGCUCUCCGGAAGCAAGAUCUUCAGCAUCAUUGAUCUAUCAGACGCCUACCUGCAAGUUGAGGUGGAUGAUGACUCGAAGAAGUUGCUGACGAUCAAUACUCACCGUGGACUGUUCCAGUUCAACCGGCUGUCGCCGGGAGUAAAACCAGCAACGGGAGCAUUCCAGCAGCUAAUGGCCAAGAUGUGCGCUGGGCUCAAGGGAGUGGACAACUUUCUAGAUGAUUUCAUCAUCUACAGCGCCACCGCACGCGAGCAUGAUGAAAUUCUCAACGCUCUCUUCGCUCGCAUACAAGAAUACGGAUUCCACCUCCGACCAGAAAAGUGCAGUUUCUACAAGGCGGAGAUCAAAUAUCUUGGCUACAUCGUGAACGCUGCAGGAAUCAAGCCGGACCCGGAAAAAGUCGCCGCCAUCUCUCGCAUGCCACAGCCUACAGACGUCAGCACACUCCGCUCUUUCCUGGGUGCAGCUAAUUUUUACGGGAAAUUCGUUCCGGAGAUUCACCGCAUCCGACGCCCGUUGGACGAUUUGCUGAAGAAAGGCAACAAGUUCGUUUGGACUGGGGCUUGCCAAGAAGCGUUCGAGAACAUCAAGAACGUGCUGCAAUCGGACCUUCUACUCACACACUACAACCCUGCGUUGGAGCUGAUAGUGGCCGGGGACGCUUCGAAGACUGGCGUGGGAGCGGUCAUCAUGCAUCGGUUUCCUGAUGGCCAGAUCAAAGCAAUCGCCCACGCAUCGAAAACGCUCACUUCAGCUGAACAAAACUACAGCCAGGUGGAAAAAGAAGCACUGGCUCUCGUUUUCGCGUUGGAGAAAUUCCGGCGCAUGCUGCUGGGACGAACGUUCAAACUCCAAACAGACCACAAGCCCCUUUUGCGAGUGUUCGGAUCUAAGAAAGGCAUACCACUACACACGGCAAACCGCCUGCAGCGUUGGGCCCUUUCUAUGCUUGGAUUCGACUUCGGAUUGGAGUACGUCUCAACGGAUCAUUUUGGCUACGCAGAUGUGCUCUCCCGUUUGAUUAGCAAUCAUCCGAAGCCAGACGAAGAAUUCGUUGUUGCUAACGUCUGUGUCGAGAAAGAGGUGAAAGCAAGUCUCCAAGAAAGCGUCGACGAUCUUCCGCUGAGUUUCAAGAAGCUCAAAACUGCAACAUCUUCCGAUCCUACGUUGCAGCUUGUCACCCGGUACAUCAACACCAGUUGGCCGCAUUCCAAACUGAUAAGCGAUUCCAAGUUGAAGGCAUUUCACUCCCGCAGAGACUCGCUAUCGGUGGUCAACGGAUGCAUAAUGAUGGAGGAUCGAGUUGUUGUUCCGGAGGUGUUGAGUCAGCGAAUCUUGCGGCAGAUCCACCGUGGUCAUCAAGGCAUGGAGCGGAUGAAAUCAAUCGCACGCAGUAUUGUUUUCUGGCCGAACAUAGAUGCAGACAUCCAGCAGUUGGUGCAUCAGUGCGGAAUUUGCGCCAUGGCCGCGAAGUCGCCAGCCCAUCAUCAACCUCAACCGUGGCCCAGAGCGGACGGCCCAUGGAAACGGAUUCAUCUGGAUUAUGCAGGUCCACUUGACGGCCUGUACUACUUGGUUGCUGUGGACUCCUUCUCGAAGUGGCCAGAGAUCUUCGCGACGCGCUCGACCACGUCAGCCGCUACCAUUCGCUUCCUGUUUGAGAUGUUCGCAAGAUUCGGCAUUCCGGAGACUAUCAUCACGGACAACGGAAGUCAAUUCUGCAGUGGGGAAUUCAAGGAAAUGUGUGAUAAACUCGGAAUCAUACACAUACGCACAGCACCCUAUCACCCGCAAUCGAAUGGACAAGCCGAGAGAUUUGUCGACACCCUCAAGCGGUCGCUGAAGAAACUCGUUGAAGGGGAAGGUAUGCCAUCGGCCGAAGCGUUGCAGACUUUUCUUCAGGUGUAUCGUUCAACACCCAGUGCUGUGCUAAACGGGAAGUCUCCUGCAGAAGAGAUGUUGGGCCGGCCAAUGAGGACAACGUUGGACCUAUUACGCCCACCAUCUCACCGUGACAGUCCGGCUGGUCCGCCUCAAGCAAAGUUUUCGACUGGAUCAACCGUGUACGCUAAGCUGUACAGUAAUGCCGAAAAGUGGAAAUGGGUCGCCGGAACUAUAAUCGAGGCAUUCGGUUCCGUUAACUUCAACGUGUUGCUGGAACACCCAUCGGGUCGCAGAAAACUUAUCAGGUCUCAUGCAAAUCAGCUACGCCUACGGUAUGAGGACCCCGGGUAUCACGCAAGACAGCCAACUACUGCGAAGUCACCGUUGAGCAUUUUGGUGGAUGACUUCGGCCUCAAACCACCGACACAGCCCAGCAGUUCUGCACAGCAUCCAGCACUUCUUCCAGAUCUACCAGAUGAUACCGACGAGUACGAGUCUGCCGAGUCCGAAGCUGAGCAAACAGCCCAACCUGCUGUUGUCGAACCUGCACCGUCCAUCCCGUCGCGACCCAAACGUCCUAUCAAACUUCCGGAAAGAUUGAAGAACUUCGUGAUGGGCUGAGUCUUCAAGGGGAGAUGCUACCGCAGAGUACAACCCUGCCGCGAGCGCAGUGUUGCGACCCUGUGCUGUCAGACACGCAAGAGAGAAAAAGUUGAGUUUAUGUAGAGACGCCAGAGAAUAAACAACACUAGUUUGUAGAAGCAAAAAAACACGUGUUUUGCUAGCUGCUAAACACAGCAGAAUGAAGAGCGUCUUCAGUGUAUUAGUGUAUUAAUUUGUCUGCUGGGCGGUCUGCGGUUCCCAUGUUCCCCGGUGGUCACAACCGGAAUCCGUUUUUGGCAAAACAUCCCCCUAACUGCAUUACACAAUAAAUGAACGCAGUUGCGAAAAAGC